This is a messenger RNA of Gymnogyps californianus (California condor), 969 nucleotides long. RefSeq lists its product as uncharacterized. Bases 1 to 969 code for a protein of 322 amino acids. The transcript has a single exon. Lineage: Eukaryota; Metazoa; Chordata; Aves; Accipitriformes; Cathartidae. The record is from RefSeq and is a predicted model, not a curated record.
AUGCACUAUUAUGGGGAGCGGUAUAAACACCUGUACCUGCCAGGAUCGAGCUAUAUCACCGAAAGCAUCCAGCAGUGCACGCCCCAGUCUGAUGCGUGCAGUACCACGUGCCACCCAGUGAGUGUGAUCAAGAGCCCGAUGCCGAGAUGGCAAAGCUACACGCAACCUUUCACUUACAUGUGCCCACAGCCAAGUGUGACCCAGACACCUCUGCUGUCUUGUCAGCCCUGUGUACAGCAGUGUGUCCUGCUGUACCCUGAGAUUUGCGAGACCACUCGCCUUCUGCCCUGCAGGAAGCCCAGCCUGAAGCUGAGCACAACGCAGAGUUUCCAGCCCUGCGAGACCAGCUGCCCCGAGAAAAAGCAUACGGCCAAGAGCCUCCCACCAUGCGCACCCAGGUGCCCAGAGCCGGGCAAACUCAAGUUCCCACCGUGUGGGAUCAAGUACUCGUCCUCGUGCAAGGACGAAUGCAGGUCGCAGAAGAUAUCCAAAUGCUCGUCGCAGGGGUACAGCACGGAGCACCGGUCCCUGCAGGGGACGACCAGCGGCUAUUCCCUGCCGCUGCGGGGAGUCACUGAGUGCCCCCCGCAGCAGUGCGUAACGCAGUCUUUUCUGCAGGAGUACGUGAGCGGGUUCCCCCAGCAGAAGUGCAUGAAGGGCUACCCGACGCAGGAGUGCGUCACCACCUACUCCUCGCAGCAGUGUGUAACCAAGUGCCUGCCGCAGCCGCAUGUGCCCAAGUGUCCCCCUGGGCAGGCAAUAAAGGAGUGCUCCUUGCAGCAACGCGCAGCCAAAUGCUCGCUGCCGCAGGAAGGAGCCAAGCACAAGAGCUCAUCGAUGCAACACCUAAGCAAGUCCAAGUGCCUCUACCCACGGGCCACCCUGCACUCGACGCAGCAUCACGCAGGGGGAGUGAAACGUUCAAGCCACUCCAAGAAGAGUCGCUGUGCUUCAAAAUGUCUGUGCUAA